AUGCACCUCGCCCUCUCGCUGCUCGAGCACUUCAAGGGGAAACCCAAAGCAGCCAUCAUCAACGUCUCAUCGAUCCUCGGUUUUGUACCAUUCUCUGUCAUCAAUCUAGUUUACAACGGGACCAAGGCGUGGUUGCACUUUUGGAGCGUGAAUCUGCGGACACAGAUCGCGUGGGCGGGACUAGCAGAGAAGACCAAGGCUGGUAGAGGUACUCGCUCUACAAACCCGAGUAUCUAUACUCCAUCCAGAUUCGUCGCCCAAGGAAGGGAGGAGUGUAUAAAACCAAUAAGUGUGGAGACGCACUUGCAUCGGGAGCGGGAAGACCCUGACGACAACAAGAAGAGAAACAAUUCGAAUGUUAUGAGCAUCGAAGAGUUCAUGGAUGAGGUCUCGCGGAAACUGGAGAGCGGGGAGGAGAUGGUUGCUCUCGGGAUGGCUUCGGGUUUCGUGGACAAGUCGUAUGCAGCAUAUGGAGAGACGUAA
Molecule: messenger RNA, 483 nt
Organism: Aspergillus calidoustus
Lineage: Eukaryota; Fungi; Ascomycota; Eurotiomycetes; Eurotiales; Aspergillaceae
Source: the annotation of a GenBank genome assembly